UUGGACCUGAACGAGUACAACACGUCAGAGGAGGGACGACGGAGACUGAUCCCAGCUGUGAGGAACUGCAGGAAGUUUCGACUUUAUGGCCAUGAAUUAUUUCACGGUUACCUCUCUGAUUCUGACUGUGAAGUGAUCUCCUCAGCUCUGAAGUCUGACCCCUCCCAUCUGAAACAUCUGGACCUGAGUGAAAACAAAUUGGAGGAUUCAUCAGUGAAGAUUCUGUGUUCUGGACUGGAGAGUCCAAACUGUCAACUGGAGACUCUGAGGUUGGAGAACUGCUGGAUGUCAGAGAUGAGCUGUUCGUCUCUGGUCUCAGCUCUGAAGUCCAACCCCUCCCUCCUGAAACAUCUGGACCUGAGUCGGAACCAUCUGCAGGAUUCAGCAGUUGAGCAGCUGUGUGGUUUUCUGCAGAGUCCACUCUGUCGUCUGCAGACUCUGAGGUUGUUGAACUGCAAUUUGUCAGACAUCAGCUCUUCUUCUGUGGUCUCAGCUCUGAUGUCCAACCCCUCCCUCCUGAAGCAUCUGGAACAUCUGGACCUGAGCUGGAACCCUCUGCAAGAUUCAGCAGUUUCUCAGCUGUGUGGUUUUCUGGAGAGUCCACUCUGUCGUCUGCAGACUCUGAGUUUGGAGAAAUGCAGUUUGUCAGAGAUCAGCUGUUCUUCUGUGAUCUCAGCUCUGAGGUUCAACCCCUCCCUCUUGGAACAUCUGGAACAUCUGGACCUCGGUUGGAACCCUCUGCAGGAUUCAGGAAUUGAGCAGCUGUGUGGUUUUCUGGAGAGUCCACUCUGUCGUCUGCAGACUCUGGAGUUGUUUAACUGCAGGAGCUCGACCUGCGUUUAA
Molecule: messenger RNA, 843 nt
Organism: Salarias fasciatus (jewelled blenny)
Lineage: Eukaryota; Metazoa; Chordata; Actinopteri; Blenniiformes; Blenniidae
Product: ribonuclease inhibitor-like
Exons: 7
Molecular function (GO): protein binding
Source: RefSeq, a predicted model, not a curated record